UGUACUCUGUGCAAUCAGCAUCGGACAGCAGCUGAGCCGCUGCUCCUCGCCCGUCUUUAAAAGCUGCUGGAAACGCACGCACACGCACCCCGUUCACCUGCUGCCGAUACCCGAGCGAAGAUGUUCUGCAGACGGGCAUUUCAGAGAGUGGGGCCGCUGGCACGGAGGGCUUUCAAGCCGACGUCCAGGAACGCAGCUCCAGUGCGACACAUGGCCAUCGGGGUCCCUGGUGGCUCCUCCAACGUAGCAUACAUUGUUCUGUGUGGAGGAGGCCUUACUGCUGCCGUCGUCUAUGCCUACAAGACAGUCAGCGGGGAUGGUGAGCGCCAUGAGGACCGACUCGCCCCCAUGGCCGUCGUCGAAAAGGCACCAGAAGCAGCCGCUCCUGCAGCUGAACCCGCCGCAGUUGAGGAGGCCGCGGCGCCCCCUGAGGUCCUGGCCGAGUCCGUCCCUGCUCCUGCAGAACCGGUGGCUGAAGCUGCUGCCGUCGAGGCUGUGCCAGAAGAAGAAGAAGAAGAAGCAGCUGCAGUCGAGGUGGUUGUUACAGAGCCGGCAUCAACAGAAGAAGCCGCUCCGGCUGCCGUGGAAGAGGCGGCUCCUGCCACCAUGGAGGUGGCAGCCACAGAGGAGACUCCGGCAGAGGCCCCUGCAGCAGAAGCCCCCGUGGCAGAGAGUGCUGAGUCCAUGCCCGGUCUGCUCACAGCAGUGAAAGUCUUGACUGGCACUCCGAUUGAGAUAGCGGCAGCUUCUGUUGAGACAAGUCUGCUGAAAAGUUUGGACUUUACGGUGGAGGUGGUGGAGCCAGAAGCUGUGGAAGCAAUCACAGAGGUGGAAGCUAUAGAGGCAACCAUGGUGAACGAGGAGUUGAAGUCUGCAGAUGCUGAAGAGCUGGUUGAAGAAGGGACCGCUGCCAGUGUCGAAGCAGCGCUGGAGGAGGAAGAAGAGGAGAAGCUGGCUGCGUCUGAGGAACCUAUAACUUCAGUCCUCGCUGUGGUGGAGGAGGGUGAUGUGGAGUCUGAAGACCAGGAUGCUCACCCUGCAGCUGUCUCGGAGGAAGCUGUCGCCUCUUCCGACGCCCCGCCUGAAGAUGCUGCUCCUGCUGAGGAGGCCACCGCUGCUGCUGAUGCUGCUCCACUGGAUGACGCGGCACCCAAUGCUGAGACAUGGGUAGAGGACGUAGCAGCUGAAGCUGCAGCAGUUGUAGACACGAGUCAGCUGGCGGCAGCCUCCUCCGGGUCAGACCUGGAGGUGCUUUCAGCUGCUCAACCAGGAGCUACACCAGAAGCUCCAGUGCAAGAGGCCAAGCACUGCGUCUCCUGCCACCCAUCAAUAGCAGUCGAAGAGGCGCCACCUGCUGCUUUGGGAGUGCAGCUGUCCGGUGAGGAAGACGCGGAUAUCACGGAGGAGGUCAAGGAGGCAGAGUCCCUGGUGGAGGAACAAAAGCCAAAGGUGUCCAACUGGACAGUAAAAAGCUGCUCAGUGAUGUAAUAGUACAGUUAAGAAGCGACAGAGACUAUGUUGGUGGCAACAACCCAGUCAUGAUGGACAGUGUGCCUUCUACAACACUCGCUUAUCCGUCAACGGAGCCUGGAUGAUCGGUGAAAACGGCACGGGAGAACCAGCUACGGGUCUAACUAGUCAAUGUGUCCUUUUAAAAUGUUUUCAAAUGUGUUUAUUAUGUUUCCCAUCUUCCUUCUGAUCAAGCUUUAGUAACCUUGGUGAAAUUAUUCCCAUGAGGUCCUCUAGGUGUCACUAGCAUGACAAGUUGAGAGGAACACAGGGUUCUUUGUUGUUGUUGUUUCUAAUGUUGCAAUCAUUGGAAGGGUUUUGUUGUUAUGUAAUGUUUUGAUAGACUGAUUUCGAUAUUCAGCCUAACAAUAACUACCAACUAAGACUGCACCAGAUAUUGUAUUUGGGGAAAUAGUUCAAAUAAGUGCAGACAUGAGUAUGUUUAGUGGUUUAAGACCAUCAUACCUUUAUGAUGUUGCUAGUUUAAAAUAGAUGCAUUCUUAAAGGAAAACAUAAUAUUAGACAUAAUAUUGCAGAUGUUUGCUUUUUAAACUACUAGACUACAAAUGACAGCAUUAAUGUAUAUUUAAAUACAUGUAUAUUUAUAGAUCUAUAUAUGUGUAUGAUUUUCCUCUUCUUAUUCUAGACAAAUUUUUCUUCUACAACAAAGGGUAGAAACAAUGUCCAGGUUCAACAUGAACAUUCAAACAGAAGAGGUUUUCAAAUAUAUUAUUUAUUGUCAUCAUUGAACUAUAUAUCAUAAACUAGGUAAUAUACCUAUUUGUAUUUAGUUAAAUGCAAUACCGUUGUUGUCCUGAUAGUGUG
Messenger RNA from Pungitius pungitius (ninespine stickleback), 2334 nucleotides. Its product is annotated as fibrous sheath CABYR-binding protein-like. The transcript is spliced from 7 exons. The record is from RefSeq and is a predicted model, not a curated record. The coding region runs from base 121 to 1488 and encodes 455 amino acids. Lineage: Eukaryota; Metazoa; Chordata; Actinopteri; Perciformes; Gasterosteidae.